AUGGCCCUCGACGGAGUGGCGCCGAAAAAGCUCAGCCUCAACCUCCAGCCGCCCGCACCGUUCGACUUUGUGCACCCGGGAACCUGGCCAGCAUGGCUCAGCCGCUACGAGGACUACGCCGUCGUUUCCGGCCUGACUCAAGCAUCCGGCGACAUGCAGAGCACUCCCGCGAGCUACACCUCGACGCCGUACGAGAUAAGAAGUUCGCCUCUCGCCGCCACAACUACGAUAAGCGGCCUUCGCCCCCGCGGAAAGCAGAGCGCUCCUGCCAGCUGUCAACAUGUGAAUUCUGCGGCCGCGCGCCACAUCCACGUUCUAACUGCCCUGCUCGAAACUCCGUGUGCAACUUCUGCAAAAAGAAAGGACACUGCGGAAGUGUGCCGCGUGCGGCAGGCAAAACAGAAGCUCGGCUCCAUUCAGCUACACGCUGUCGGGACGCCCGCCGCGGCAAAGUUCGUCGACAUCACCGUUGACAACUACACAGCGCAGUUCAAGGUCGAUUCCGGAGCCGAGGUGUCCGCCGUUCCGAGCGACUUCCCUGCAUUGCCGGCCAAGCUCGACCCCGUCAACAGCCUGCUCACCGGACCUGGCGGUCAGCCGCCGCGCGUGCUGGGUUCGUACAUGGCGAGACUUCCGUGGCACGGGAAAAUGAGCUCUCAGCGCUUGUACGUGAUCCAGUCUCUCACCGUACCUCUUCUUGGACUGCCGGCGCUUCAAGCUCUGGAAGUUGUAAAGUUUCUCGACGAACUUCAGACUACGAAAGCAACAUUGCGUGCUGAGCUCUUCCAGGAAUUGGGCACCCUCAAGGACGAGUACACUACCCUUCUGAGACCUGACGCCGUACCCUUCUCCCUAAGUGUGCCUCGCAGGAUUCCCAUCCCGCUACGCGAGGUCGUCCGUCACGAGCUUGACAAACUGGAGGAAGGAGGCGUGAUCCGCAGGGUCGACAACCCAACCCCGUGGUGCUCUGGUCUCGUUGUAGUACGAAAAGCCGAUGGUUCCUACCGGCUGUGCGUUGACUUGACUCAGCUGAACAAGGUUGUCCUUCGGGAACGCCACAUCCUACCAACUGUAGAGCAAGUCCUUGACCUCCUUGGCCUCCUUGGCGACGCAAGUUUUCUCCAAGCUGGAUGCAACAGCCAGUUUUCAUCAGGUUAA
Messenger RNA from Rhipicephalus microplus (southern cattle tick), 1158 nucleotides. RefSeq lists its product as uncharacterized. NCBI's taxonomy places the organism in Eukaryota, Metazoa, Arthropoda, Arachnida, Ixodida, Ixodidae. The record is from RefSeq and is a predicted model, not a curated record.